CGUGACCUUUCCUCCCCGCCCGCACCGUCGUCCCGGCUCGCGGCCCACGGCGACAAAGCCCGGCCCCGGUGCGUGUCGGCGCCGCUGCUGCCGCGUCCCCGGCGGUGCCCCGGACGGCGCCGCGGAGCUCACCCGCUCGCGUCAUGGCGGCCCUCAGCAAGUCCAUCCCGCACAACUGCUACGAGAUCGGCCACACUUGGCACCCUUCCUGCCGGGUCUCCUUCCUGCAGAUCACUUGGGGCGCCCUGGAGGAGUCCUUGAAGAUCUAUGCCCCCCUGUACUUGAUUGCAGCAGUCCUCCGGAAAAGAAAAUUAGACUAUUUUGUAUACAAACUCCUCCCUGAGAUCCUGCAAUCUGCUUCAUUUCUGACUGCUAAUGGGGCCUUGUAUAUAACUUUCUUUUGCAUUUUAAGGAAGAUUCUUGGAAAAUUCUACUCAUGGUCUCCUGGCUUUGGUGCUGCUUUGCCCGCGUCGUACAUGGCCAUUCUCAUCGAGCGGAAAAGCAGGAGAGGGCUGCUCACAAUUUAUAUGGCCAAUUUGGCUACAGAAACACUAUUCAGAAUGGGUGUUGCAAGAGGAACCAUCACAACGCUAAGAAAUGGAGAAGUUCUCCUGUUCUGCAUCACAGCGGCCAUGUACAUGUUCUUUUUCAGGUGCAAAGAUGGUUUGAAAGGAUUUACAUUUUCUGCACUUAGGUUCAUUGUAGGGAAGGAAGAAAUUCCCACACACUCUUGCUCACCAGAGGUAGCAUAUGCAAAAGUGGAACAAAAGAGGGAGAAACACAGGGGAAGAUCAAGAGGAAUGAAUAUCAUUGCUCUACUUAGGACGCUAGUGGAUUCAAUAUGCAAGCAUGGACCACGGCAUAGAUGCUGCAAACAUUAUGAAGACAAUUGCAUCUCUUACUGCAUUAAGGGCUUUAUCAGGAUGUUCAGCGUGGGGUACCUCAUCCAGUGCUGCCUGCGCAUCCCCUCUGCGUUCCGGCACCUGUUCACAGAGCCCUCCCGGCUGCUUUCCCUCUUCUACAACAAGGAGAACUUCCAGCUAGGAGCUUUUCUCGGCUCUUUUGUUAGUAUAUACAAGGGUACUAGCUGCUUCCUGCGCUGGGUCAGAAACCUAGAUGAUGAACUACAUGCUAUUGUAGCAGGAUUUUUGGCAGGUGUAUCAAUGAUGUUUUAUAAAAGCACAACAAUUUCCAUGUAUUUAGCUUCCAAAUUGGUAGAGACAAUGUAUUUCAAAGGCAUUGAAGCUGGAAAGGUCCCCUAUUUUCCUCAAGCAGAUACAAUAAUCUAUUCCAUCUCUACAGCAAUUUGUUUCCAUGCAGCUGUUAUGGAAGUCCAGAAUUUGCGGCCAUCUUACUGGAAAUUCCUUUUAAGGCUCACCAAGGGCAGAUGCUUGGCUUGGAGAAGUACAGAAAUGCGAGAGCCCAUAGCCAGGGUGACAGUAGAGGCAGUGACAAUGCAGAAAAGUCAGGGUGGAGACAAGUACAGGAAAGUGGCGGAACUUGUGGGAGGGAUGAGUGACAGUGUCAAAAAUGACAGGCUUUCUGGGAGCUUAGACUCCCAGCUAUGUGGGAAGACGAGCAAGGGACUGCCACUUGUAGGUAGUUCGUCUCUUACUCUCUAUGGCAUGGCCCAAGGACUUGAGGGCAGCUUUGCGAUUCGGUGCCUCCUCUCCUGCACAACUUGUUCUGUUCUGAGGAAAGGAUGGGAGAAACUGAGCACAGAUAUUAAGUGCUCCGACAUGGGGUAUGCAGCCAGAGCAUCUUUUGGAAGGAAGUGUUUUAUUUCGGCCUGCAGCUUCAAGGGUAGAUUUCUUCAUGGUGUGGGGAAGCAUGCCACAUGCAAGCAGCAGGGUCACCACAUCUUGUCACUGCAGCAGGGCGGCGACUAUCACCACCUUGCUGCUGAGCUGGUGAGAAGCAGCUUCCGAAAGACACUUCUUGCAAGGCAUACGGAAAGAAACAGAGUAAAUCCUAGAAGGAAGAAAACUUUAAGGAAAGAAAUGGUUGUGGGGGAUGUUGCCAUCACCCCCAUCAUCAUCGUGAUCCCCUCUCCAGCUCAAAAAUUGCCUGUGGGAAAACUAGAUCCAUGGCAUGAGGAAGAAGACAAGGAACUGGCUGGAACAAUUGGCUAUUCAGCUGAUGCUGGGCAAGAGUAG
Messenger RNA from Jaculus jaculus (lesser Egyptian jerboa), 2156 nucleotides. RefSeq names its product transmembrane protein 135 (gene Tmem135). The transcript is spliced from 18 exons. NCBI's taxonomy places the organism in Eukaryota, Metazoa, Chordata, Mammalia, Rodentia, Dipodidae. The coding region runs from base 144 to 2156 and encodes 670 amino acids. The record is from RefSeq and is a predicted model, not a curated record.